AUUUGCUAUUUCAAUAGGAUCAAAAGAUCCCGCAAAGCACUUCCUGGACGGGUCUGAAGACUAUCCACGUAAGAGUCGUAUAGGUUUACAUCGUUGACGAAAGAGAAAGUAAGGCCUAUACAAUGGACGGUGGCGGAGAUGAAAUAUCAGAUGAACGGAUAGCGGAGGCUUGUCUCAGAGGGGUCAUGGAGGAGGAGCUGAGGGAGGGCCACCUGGACGUCGAGGCUCCGGCGCUGCCAUCGGGCCCCGAGCCGCAGAGUGAGGCGGAGAGAGAUUUGAUGGAUGAGUUGGGCCGAAGGGUUCGCCAACAGAGCUCCCUUCUCAAAGGCAACCAAGAGUUACAAGACUCCAUCGAUGGGGUGAUUCGAAUGCCAGGUUCAAUGAUGGACAAGUUCUCACAGCUGGCAGGCAAAGUGUUUAAGAAUGGAGUGACCUGGGAUAAAAUCAUAUUGCUGUUCUAUGUUGCCGGAAGGAUGGCAAUAAAGGUGAUGGAAGAUAAUCUGCCUCUACAGGUGAUUGAGAUCUUCAAGAUAGCGUUGAAUUACUUCAAGGAGAAACUACUGGGCUGGGUCACUAGCCAUGGAGGAUGGAGCAACUGUCUGUCGGAGCUAAGUGGCCGUAUGCAGGGCAUGCCACUCACCACCAAGCAGACACUCAUCAUCAUCGCCGGCCUGGCCUUCCUGAGCAUCGUCGCCUGGAAGCGGACACGGAGGGCCUGAAGCCAGGGCCACGGAGGGCCUGAGGCCAGGGCCACGGAGGGCCUGAGGCCAGGGCCACGGAGGGCCUGAAGCCAGGGCCACGGAGGGCCUGAGGCCAGGGCCACGGAGGGCCUGAGGCCAGGGCCACGGAGGGCUUGAGGCCAGGGCCACGGAGGGCCUGAGGCCAGGGCCACGGAGGGCCUGAAGCCAGGGCCACGGAGGGCCUGAAGCCAGGGCCACGGAGGGCCUGAGGCCAGGGCCACGGAGGGCCUGAAGCCAGGGCCACGGAGGGCCUGAAGCCAGGGCCACGGAGGGCCUGAGGCCAGGGCCACGGAGGGCCUGAAGCCAGGGCCACGGAGGGCCUGAGGCCAGGGCCACGGAGGGCCUGAGGCCAGGGCCACGGAGGGCCUGAGGCCAGGGCCGCUGCCAGCCAUUUGGGUGAUUGCUUAGUGGUAGUUAUGACUCCAUUUCACCUACAGAUUUUGAUCUUACUCUCAUUUUGACAGAGAAAUCGGUUAUACCAGCCUGUUAUCAGUAUCAGUCACAUUCAGUUACUCAGUGGUGUAGUGUAAGGAUAGGUUUCUUCAGAUUGCCAAAUUAUUUUUACAAACAGAUUUUUUUAUAUUUGUAUUUGAGAUAGGGCAAAAAAAAUAAUGCAUGCUCCGCAAAAAUAACUAACUAAAUAAGCGGGCCCCGUCCAUGCAGUAUACGCUCUGGCUCGGCUGCAUGUCUGACACGGCCCUUAGUCGAAGAGCUCGUCCCUCGUUGCGGAUCAUCGUCCGUUAUCUGGAAAUAUUUCGGAUUUAGGGCAAGCGAUUUGAACCAGCAUCAAACAAUCUUCAAAGUGUGCUGUAGAGCUGUGUCAGCGCCGCAAGGCAACACAACUAAUUCAUUCGGCCACCUGAACACACACCACAAAAUAGACUGACGAAUGCAUGAAUGCUAUGAAAGUGUUGCAUCGGCCAAUGCAAUCACAUUCCAUUUGGCCAAAGAUAUGUGUCCAAUAAACACCGUCAGUAAUGAAGUCUUCAAGAAAAUGGUAAACAUACUGGACAAUAGGUAUGUUAUCCCCUCGCGCAAUUAUUUUUCCAAAGUGGCGUCACCAGCGCUGUAUUCAAAACGUCAGGGAGAAUGCCUUUUCUACUGGUGCAUUCUCUGGUGGCAUAUUUAUUUUAGUAAUCCUAUUUAUUUAAACGCCUUAUUUGCAAGUUGAACAAAUCUUUUACAAUUUAAACAUUGUCAAAUCUGUGCCCUGUUGAUUUAAGUUGGUGAUAUCUAUGCAAAGAUUUGUACAUUAGCAGGAAUGUAGCACAGUGGUUCACGGUUAUUAAAGCAGUGUCAUGUUAACGUGAUCGUUCAAUACAAAUAUUUGUCAAUCAAAUGAAUAAUCGUGGUAAAUAAUCGGGAUAUCAGUAUUGAUCAAAAUAAUUGUGAUAAUCAUGUUGGCCAUAAUCCCGCACCCCUAAUAUGACAUGUGACAAUAAAUAAAUCAUCUUAAAUCUUGAA
Gadus morhua (Atlantic cod) is the source of this 2204-nucleotide messenger RNA. Its product is annotated as apoptosis regulator BAX. The transcript is spliced from 6 exons. The record is from RefSeq and is a predicted model, not a curated record. Gene Ontology annotation, cellular component: mitochondrial outer membrane. Gene Ontology annotation, molecular function: BH domain binding; channel activity. Gene Ontology annotation, biological process: release of cytochrome c from mitochondria; intrinsic apoptotic signaling pathway in response to DNA damage; regulation of apoptotic process. Bases 123 to 719 code for a protein of 198 amino acids. NCBI's taxonomy places the organism in Eukaryota, Metazoa, Chordata, Actinopteri, Gadiformes, Gadidae.